AUGGGUAAUGUUGAUAGUGUUGAAGAAGCAUUUCUUCCAGAAUUAAAAAAAAUGAACCUUAUCCUUGAUAAAGGAUUUUAUAAAGUUUAUGAAAGUUCAGAGAAUAACAAAUACGAUUUCUGGUUUCUUAAAUCAAGCGAUAAUUCUUUUGAAGAAGAAUUAAAAAUAGCGGCAGAUAUUUAAAAAGAAAAUCUACCUGGAUUGGCUAAGAUAGAAAACAUUUAGUAAAAAUAAUUCGACAAAUUGUUUUAAAAGUAUUAUUGUUUGAACAUUUUAACAGAGCAUCCAUCUUAUAAUUUAAGAGAAUAUUUAUAAAAAAAAACAAAAGAUAAUUGUUUGACUCCAUAAUAAAUCACUGAUCUAACGAUAUCAAUUACAAAUGCAUAAUUUAAACUUGGAUCAAAGAAAUAGUUUCUAGGAUAUGAAAAUAUUUAUACAAGUGAUGGUGUUAUAUGGAAAAUAAAACCAUUUGUUGAAACUAAAUCAUUCUAUUAAGAACUAUAAGAAUAUUAAUCCAAAAAUUCUAAAUAGUUUGAAAUGUCGGGUUUCCCUUCACCAGAAGAAUUUCAAUAAGGUCAUUGUGAUCCAGAUAGAGUUUAAAUUUUUUCUUUUGGAAUGCUUAUAUUAGAAUUAAUCACAAGUAUUUUUAUCAAUAUCAAAUAGAAUAAAAAAGCAGAGAUAUUUAUUUAAAAUUUAAAAUCAAUGAAAAUCUCUUGGCAGAGAGAAUUAAUGUGCUUCGUCAAUAAAGCAUAUAUUAUAAGGGGAAAAUGAUUGACUCAGUUAUUGAAAUGUUAGAUUUAGAUUUAGUUAGAAGACCUAAUUAUUAGUAAUUAUAUGCUAAAUUAAAUAAAAAUUCACGCAUUAUAUCUCUUGUAAUAAAUCCAGAAAUAAAACCUAUAAAAAAUGAAAUUAAUUUAUUUUCUGAAAUUAAAUAAAAAGAAUCAGAAGUUCAUAUCAAAGAUGCUGUAUCUAAAAUUGAAUAAUCAUUCAAUAGUAAACUUCAUGAUCAUAAAUUAAAAUUAAGUAAAUCAAUUUGGAAUUCAAAAUUAAUUGAUGAAAAUCUCACUUAUUAUGGUGUUUUAGAGAAUAAAAAGUAUCAAGGACAGGGUAUUAAUAUUUCAUAAAAUAGGUAAACUAUUUACUAAGAAAAAUGAACUUCUCUAUGAGGGAUUUUUCAAUUAAGGAUAAUAUCAUGAGUUUGGUACUUUAAAUUAUUUUAACACUAUGGUUUUGGAAAAUUCAUUCCCAUAUCAAGAUCUCACAAAUAUAGAAAAAUAUGCUAAGUGGUAUGAAGGAUCUUUUUAAAAUGGAAAGUAUAAUAUCUAUAUAUAUAAAAGGAAACAUGGAGAAGGUAGAUUAACUUUAACAAAUCAAGAAUAUUUUAUUGGAUCUUUUGUGUAUGAUGUUAUUGAUGGAUAUGGUUCAUUUAUUACAAAAGAUUCAAAAAAGAUUAUUGGAAUUUGGAAGAAUGGCAAGUUUGUAUCUAAUCCUGAAAAUGUAUAAUCCUUUUAAAACUAAGAAAUUAAUAAACCAUAUGAGGGUUUAAGCAAAAUUAAUACUGAGAGAAGCUAAUAAUUACAAUCUUAAUCUUUAGAUCAUAUUGAAACUGCGACUCGAAAUGUUUUAUCAGAUAUUAAUUAAGAAUCUGAAUAAAGAUUAUAUUAUGAUGAUUAAAAAACUAAAAUUAAAUAUUAGGGAGAAAUUCUUUAAGGCAAGAAAAAUGGAGAAGGCAAACUAUAUUUUGAAAAUGGGAAACUCUAAUUUGAAGGAAAAUUUUUAUAAGAUUAAUUUCAUGCUGGUACUUUAUAUAAUGAGCAUCCUGUUAUUCAUCAUUAAAUUAAUUAUUCAUUAUUGAGAGAAGUUCAGGAAAAAGGAUAUUGGAAAUAUUAUGUAGGAUAAUUUUUAGAUGGAAAGUAUGAUAUUUAAUUAUUAUUUAGAAAAAAUGGAUAAGGAUAAUGGUACUUAACAGACAAUAGUGAAUUCUUUGGCUUAUUUGAAAAUGAUCUUCCUCAUGGAGAAGGAAUGCUAAAAAGAAUAAAUUGUGAUGAAUUAAGUGCGAAUUGGGAAUAAGGUGUAUUAUUAAAAUUAAUAAAAGGAAAAUUAUGA
Paramecium sonneborni is the source of this 2106-nucleotide messenger RNA. Lineage: Eukaryota; Ciliophora; Oligohymenophorea; Peniculida; Parameciidae. The record is from the annotation of a GenBank genome assembly.